AGGUGAAGCGGGGAGCGGCGAUGUGUCUCCUGCUCGGGGCCACGGGUGUCGGCAAGACGCUGUUGGUGAAACGCCUGCAGAAGCUGAGCUCCCGGGAUGGGAAGGGCGACCUGGGCGAUCCUCCCCCGACGCGGCCCACGGUGGGCACCAACCUUACGGACAUCGUGGCCCAGAGCAAGAUCACCAUCCGGGAGCUGGGGGGUUGCAUGGGCCCCAUCUGGCCCAGUUACUAUGGAAACUGUCGCUCUCUUCUAACCUGUGCCCAAGAUUCCAGGAGAAGUAACCUUCCUUGGAGAAGUAACGGCCCCACGAGUAGAGAGACUUCCGUGGAGUUCAUGAUGGACGCCUCGAACCCCACGCAGCUCUCUGCCUCCUGCGUGCUGCUCCUGGGUCUCCUUUCAGCAGAAGAGCUUGCAGAAGCAUCAGUUCUGAUACUCUUCAAUAAAAUUGACCUGCCCUGUUACAUGACCACGGAGGAGAUGAAGUCGUUGAUCAGGCUCCCAGACCUCGUUGCUUGUGCCAAGCAGAAUAUCACCACAGCGGAAAUCAGCGCCCGGAACGGCACUGGCUUGUUGGAAGUGCUGCGUUGGCUCCAGGACACCCACAGAGCUAACGGUUGACCGCAGGGCGGAGGAGCUUGGCUGGCCUGCUCUGUGGCAAGAAGGCAGAGGCGGCACUGCCUGGCUUCUGCGGUCUGUUGCUUCCAUAAGGGCAGGAUGGCCCAGUGUGAGCCCCAGGAGAUGUGCUGAGUGCACGCAGGUCACAGAGCCUGCUGACUCUGUCCUCUGGCUCCUGCGCUCAGAGAGGAGGACAGGCCUGCCCAGUGGCUUGUGUCCUCCUGCUAUCCUGGGGUCUGUCCCCCUCUCCCUAGGGGAUCUGCUCUGUCUACUGCGGUACAAGUUCCAGCCUGUUGAGUUUCAGAUACACCAACAGUGGGAUCCCUGCAGACAACAGGAGGGACACGAAUCAAGUGUUAUAGCAAGAACUAAGCUUUGAGCUGAAAACAGUAAAUGUUCAUUACCCAGAGGAGCCUGGAGGGCACAGGGUUCCCACAGGUAGUCCAGGGUGGGGAAGCCGUGGUGGAAGGUGCCGGCCAGCUUGUGGCCAGGCCCUCGGGCCACAGUUCCCCAGGAUUCCACUGUGUCCUUUUGUCUCAGCCGAGGCCGCUUGCAGCAAAACACCCAGCUGUCGAUGCAUUUGUGUCCUAGGCCCUGUAACGGAUUAGCACAAACUGUGGCUGUAGCCACAUAAACUUAGGGUCACAGUGCUGGCCUGAAAUGCAGGUAUCAGCAGGCUUGGUUCCUGUCGGGGUCUCCGCGAGAGAAUCCGUUCCUUGUCUCUUCUGGCUUCAGUGGCUGCUGGUGAUGCUUGGUGUCUGGCUGGUGGCUUGCCAGGACUUGAAUCUUUGCCUCUGUCUUCACAUGGUCAUCUCUCUUCUUAUGAGGACGCCUGUCAUUGGAUUUGGGGCCCACUCGCAGUCCAGAGUGAUCUCAUCUCAGGAUCUGUAAUUACACACGUAAAGACCCUUUUUCCACCUUUGAGUCUUCUGGGGAUUAUGACUUGGAUGUACCUUUUCAAGCCAUUGUUCAACGUGCUGUGAUCCUGUAAGAUA
This is a messenger RNA of Vicugna pacos (alpaca), 1612 nucleotides long. The record is from RefSeq and is a predicted model, not a curated record. NCBI's taxonomy places the organism in Eukaryota, Metazoa, Chordata, Mammalia, Artiodactyla, Camelidae.